This is a messenger RNA of Linum tenue, 357 nucleotides long. The record is from the annotation of a GenBank genome assembly. NCBI's taxonomy places the organism in Eukaryota, Viridiplantae, Streptophyta, Magnoliopsida, Malpighiales, Linaceae.
CCAACUCUCCUACUAAAAAAAAACCUUUCCACAGAGAAAACUCCAACAAUGGCGUCUUCCAACAAGACUCUGCUCAUCCUCCUCUGCGCUCUCUUCGCCCUCGCAAUCAUCGUCUCCGCCGAAGUCUCCUCCACCACCGCAAGUGGCUACCAAGGCGGAGGCGGGAACUAUGGCCGCGGUGGCGGCGGGAACCAAGGCCGCGGUGGCAGUGGGAACUAUGGUCGCGGCGGCGGCGGCGGUGGAAGGUGCCGUUACGGUUGCUGCCGUGGAUACCGUUACUCGUACGGAUGCUCGAGGUGCUGCGCACUUGCCAAUGAGGCUCCUGAUGCCUUCUUUGCUGAUGAUGUCAAGAACUAA